UGCUGUUUUCCCGCGUGCAGAACUCCCAGUAUUUGGUGAAAGACUAUAUGUUGUAAAAAUCUUCCAAACUCUUUCUUUUUUCUCCGGUUUUUUGGAUCUUUUUUGGGGAUCCUGGAGUGGAUGUAUGCAACUGUGAGGACUUUUCCCUCCGUGUUCUGGUGAUCCGGUCCCUGUUCGGCAGGUUUGGACCGCUGUUUAACAGAAUUUAGAUCUGUGGUUGGAGGUUUUACAGCAAAAACAAGUUAGCUCAACAGCUAAUCCUCAAAGUCCCGAGCGGCUUUAAAGAGUCGCCGCCGGAGGUAAACAGCCCGCUGGGGUUGAAGUUUACCCGCUAACCGAACUUUAUCCUCGGUGUUUACAGAUUUCACGUCGGUUCGACGUUUUUCUGUUUACGCGAAGCACCAGCUGGUUCGCUUCUGUGGGGAUAAAUGUCGCUCAGGUCCGCGUCCCCUCUCAGAACCGGAGGGUUUCUGCGCUGGAAAAUGCGAUAAAGCGCCGCGGCUCCGGUGUUGUGUCCGCUGACGCGGCGGCUCUGCCUCUGCUGCCAGUGAGGCCUGCAGGUCAGGCUUCCGCCGGGCUACAGUACAGCCCCCAGCCGCAGUAGGAGUGUCAGAGGUCGGCUCAGCACGCAGCCAGCGCUGGGCCCGCGCGCGGAGGAAUGGAACGGAUGGAAGUGGACCAAUGCGCAGGCGCAGGAGGCGGGGCCCUUCGCAGAUCCAACAGCGCCCCCAUGAUAACUAACGUCAGUGACGGGAUGACCGUGUUCAGCCCGGUGUCCUCGGCCCGGUACAGGCGCAGCAGUGUGUCCAUCAACCCGUCACAGGUCGUCCCCUUGUCUCCUUUCUCUCUGGGCGGAGACAGACUGGACCACAAGAGGCCGGAGGAGAACAUGGAGGGGAUGCAGCGCGGGAACAUGCAUCGACUCAGUCCGUCCCGUCUGGUUCCAGCUCCUCCAGUCAGCCACUGGCAUGGCCACACCUCCACGUGGAGCCCGUCUCAGGACAGCGGCGUGACGCCCAACUCGUCCCCCAGUCCCACGCGGAGGUUCAGACCCGCGGUCAGCGCCAGCGUCAGAUGGCCUGUGCUGACGCCGCUGAAGAGGAAAGGCGGUGUGGACUCAGACGGACCUCCGAAGAAGCUUUUUGUUGCCGGGGUAACAGACCCCUCCCACCGCAGCAGCAGCUACACCGUCAGUGUCUCGCAGUCGUCGCUGGAUUCUCCGCCUGUAGGGGGCAGCGGUCUUCAGCCCCGCCCACUCUCUCUGUCUCCUCCUCCCGCCUUCACCCCCCACCAGCACCAGGGACACUAGAGCUCCACCUGUGGCACCAGCAGGACCAGCAGCUUCACCGCACCUUAUUUUCUACCCAAUCAUUUGCCAGAAUCACUGUAAGCCCUGCCUCUUCCUGCAGACAUGUUGGACAGACACCCUCAGCCCAGAACCCAGCUCU
Cyprinodon tularosa is the source of this 1448-nucleotide messenger RNA. RefSeq names its product protein FAM122A. Lineage: Eukaryota; Metazoa; Chordata; Actinopteri; Cyprinodontiformes; Cyprinodontidae. Gene Ontology annotation, molecular function: protein serine/threonine phosphatase inhibitor activity. The record is from RefSeq and is a predicted model, not a curated record. The transcript is spliced from 9 exons. Bases 659 to 1309 code for a protein of 216 amino acids.